Sciurus carolinensis (gray squirrel) is the source of this 3669-nucleotide messenger RNA. It is a transcript of the gene Sun2, whose product is annotated as Sad1 and UNC84 domain containing 2. Gene Ontology annotation, biological process: nuclear envelope organization. Gene Ontology annotation, molecular function: protein-membrane adaptor activity. The record is from RefSeq and is a predicted model, not a curated record. Gene Ontology annotation, cellular component: meiotic nuclear membrane microtubule tethering complex; nuclear envelope. The transcript has 18 exons. The coding region runs from base 311 to 2491 and encodes 726 amino acids. NCBI's taxonomy places the organism in Eukaryota, Metazoa, Chordata, Mammalia, Rodentia, Sciuridae.
GGCGCACACAUACACACUCGGCCACGCGCGCGCCGCCCGGCCCCACUCGCGCAGCGCGGGCCUCCGCCGGCCGCAUUGUCCGCCAGCCAGCCCGCCCGGCACCGUCCGGUCCCGCGCCACCGCUCCUCGCCCGCCGAAGCCCCGGACGCUGCCGCUGUCUCGGACGUGCGCGGGGCGCCGCCCGCAAGAUCCGAACGCAGGAAGGGGGCGCGCCCAGGCAGCUCGACGGGCCUCGGACGCCCCCGGCCCGGUACGGAGCAACCGCGGCCGCAGACUGUCUUCACGGGAAGGGUCCACAUCCCCCCUCAUCAUGUCCCGACGAAGCCAGCGCCUCACUCGCUACUCCCAGGGCGAUGACGAUGGCAGCAGCAGCAGUGGAGGGAGCUCGGUGACAGGGAGCCAGAGCACCCUGUUUAAGGACAGUCCUCUCAGGACCUUGAAGAGGAAAUCCAGCAACAUGAAGCGCCUGUCCCCAGCGCCACAGCUGGGCCCCUCUGAUGCCCACACCUCCUACUACAGCGAGUCCAUGGUCCGGGAAUCCUACAUCGGCAGCCCCCGGGCGGCAUCCCUCGCCAGGAGCGCCCUCCUUGGUGAUCACCUGCACAGUGAGCCCUACUGGAGUGGGGACCUCAGGGCAAGGAGAAGGAGAGGCACCGGCGGCACUGAGAGCAGCCAAGUCAACGGGCUGGCAGAGCGCAAGGCCUCUGAGGACUUCCUGGGCUCCUCCUCCGGCUACUCCUCUGAGGACGACUUUGUGGGCUACUCGGAUAUGGACCAGCAUAGUUCGGGGUCUCGGUUAAGGGGUGCUGUCUCCCGGGCUGGCUCCUUUGUCUGGACCGUGGUCACUUUUCCAGGCCGGCUCUUCGGACUUCUCUACUGGUGGGUUGGCACGACCUGGUACCGACUGACGACAGCUGCGUCCCUCCUUGACGUCUUCGUGUUAACCAGGCGCUUCUCCUCCCUGAAGACAUUCCUCUGGUUCCUCCUGCUGCUGCUGCUCCUGACAGGCCUGACCUAUGGUGCUUGGUAUUUCUACCCCUACGGACUGCAGACCUUCCACCCUGCUGUGGUUUCCUGGUGGGCGGCGAAGGACAGCAGGAGGCAGUCUGAGGUGUGGGACUCCAGAGGCUCUUCCCCGCAGUUCCAGCAGGCCGAGCAGCGCAUCCUGUCCCAGGUGCACUCCCUGGAGCGGCGCCUGGAAGCUCUUGCUGCUGAGUUUUCCUCCAACUGGCAGAAGGAGGCCAUAAGGCUGGAGCGCCUGGAGCUGCGGCAGGGGGCCGCUGGCCAGGGGGGCAGCAGUGGCCUGAGCCAGGAGGAUACCCUGGCACUCCUGGAGGGGCUGGUGAGCCGCCGGGAGGCUGCCCUGAAGGAGGACAUCUGCAGGGAUACCGCCUCUCUCGUCCAGGAAGGACUGGCCACUCUGAGGGCAGAACAUCACCAAGACUCGGAAGACCUCUUCAAGAAGAUCGUCCAGGCCUCCCAGGAGUCGGAGGCUCACAUCCAGCAGCUGAAGUCAGAGUGGCAAAGGAUGACCCAGGAGGCCUUCCAGGAGAACUCUGUGAAGGAGCUGGGGCGGCUGGAGGCCCAGCUGGCCGGCCUGAGGCAGGAGCUGGCAGCUCUGAGCCUGAGGCAGAGCACGGUGGCCGACGAAGUGGGCCUGCUGCCCCAGAAGAUUCAGGCUGUGCGCGACGACGUGGAAUCUCAGUUCCCUGCCUGGGUCAGUCAGUUCCUUCUCCGGGGCGGAGGCGCCCGCACUGGGCUCCUCCAGAGAGAGGAGAUGCAGGCUCAGCUGCGGGAGCUGGAGAGCAAGAUCCUCACGCACGUGGCGGAGACGCAGGGCAAGUCGGCGCAGGAGGCCGUGGCCUCCCUGGGACUGACGCUGCAGAAGGAAGGCGUGGUCGGGGUCACCGAGGAGCAGGUGCACCGGAUCGUGAAGCAGGCCCUGCAGCGCUACAGCGAAGACCGCAUCGGGAUGGUGGACUACGCCCUGGAGUCGGGAGGGGCCAGCGUGAUCAGUACCCGGUGUUCCGAGACUUAUGAGACCAAGACGGCCCUCCUCAGCCUCUUUGGCAUCCCCCUGUGGUACCACUCCCAGUCGCCCCGGGUCAUCCUUCAGCCAGACGUGCACCCAGGAAACUGCUGGGCCUUCCAGGGGCCCCAGGGCUUUGCCGUGGUCCGCCUCUCUGCCCGCAUCCGCCCCACGGCCGUUACCUUAGAGCACGUGCCCAAGGCACUGUCACCCAACAGCACCAUCUCCAGCGCCCCCAGGGACUUUGCCAUCUUCGGGUUUGACGAAGACCUGCAGCAGGAGGGGACACUUCUGGGCACUUUCACCUACGACCAGGACGGGGAGCCAAUUCAGACCUUCUACUUCCAGGUGGCUAAGAUGGCCACAUACCAGGUGGUGGAGCUGCGGAUCCUGACCAACUGGGGCCAUCCCGAGUACACCUGCAUCUACCGCUUCCGGGUGCACGGGGAGCCUGCCCACUAGCCUCUGAAACUUUCGUGCCUGCUGCCAGCCAUCUGGGAGGCCAGCCCCUCCCAGCAUGUACCCCUACUCCAGGAGCGGGCGUGCAGCACCCCACCACCAACCCACAAGCUUGACCAGCGAGCUCUGACUUCCAGGAGCAAGAAAGAAGAGCCUCGGCCCUGGGGAGAUGAGAAUGUGCAGGGUUUUGCCAAGUAGCGGCAGCCCAUGGUGGCCAGCAGGUUCCAGCGCUCUCUGCACCCUUCCUCCCCAAAUUGGGCUGGCACCGUGGGGUGUACAUAUGUAGCAUACCAGGGGGACGGGGAGGCGGGAGGCAGGGCCACUGCCCCAGGGAGCCAGCUCCUGUGGAAGCCCGUGGGUAAAGCAGGUGGGAAGUGAUGGGGCACUCUGCUGCGCUCUACCUGCAAGGCUAGGGUCCCGGCUUGGCCUGUUUUAUCCUAAGUAGAGGUGGGCCACGGGGCUGCCUAUGCCCCUGGGAGACAGCCUCUGUGAGCCCCUGACGGCUGCUGCCCAUGCCAGUCUGUAGGAGUCCCCUGUGCUGGGUGACCACAGCUCUUUCUCUCCUGGUGCCAGGGCAAGAGCCCGCUCUGCACCCCAUUCCUGCUAGGGCCUGCCUGUGUCCCACAGCAAGCUUUCCACAUUCCCCCAGGCUGCAGGGGACCUAGGUCUGCCUUUGGGGCCAUGAGCAUUUGGGGUUACCUAGAAGGGAGGGGAAGAGGGAACCUCCUUGUCCAGUGGUAAUGACCACAACAGUGCCAUAUGACCACGACAGUGCCAUUCAGGGUGUCAGGUGGGAGGAGGGCUAUCUGCACUGAGGAGGGGGGCUUUUAGACCCAUAGGCCCUGCUGUAUAUAUUUUUCAAAGUCCGUUUUUUUAACUGAAAAGCUAAGGGCUUGAUUCCUAGCCCCGUUCUGUGGGGCGCUGGGUGGUUCUCAGAAGGGCUUGGUCCUGGUCUGUGGGAAGUGGGCAGGCAGGUGCCCCGCGUGACAGGGCUGGGCCUGACUUGGCUCUGUGGCUUGGGUGACGAUGAAGUGGUGGCCCCUGCACAGCCCUGCCCCUGCCUGAGACAACCAAGUCUUGUUCUGUGCUCUCCUGUCACAAAUGCUGCACUGUUGGUUCUUAAUUUUUUUAUCUCCAGAUUCUAAUUUAUGCCUAUGCAAAAAAUAAAAGGAUGCCCAGGA